UACACGAUGUGCUGCUAUUCGCGUUACUGAUUGUUCAUACUACAUGCGGGAUAGCAGUGUAUGACUCACUACAUGCAAAGAGCAAGCAAGAGUCACGUGAUGGUGUAGCAAUGAUCUGGCCGGUUCUGGCGUUUUCUGUGCUCGCAGCCAUCACCGUCGUGCAGUGUAAUCAGGGUUGCCCUAGCGGAUACAGUCGUGGGCAAUAUCUCGAUGCAUCCACACAGAAGUAUCUUCUCUGCUGGAAGGUGGAUUGGUCUGACAUGUCGAUCACGUUCUUAGCCAAAGUCGCCACGGCAGGAUGGAUAGGGCUCGGUUUCUCACCAACAGGUUUCAUGCCCAACUCCGAUGUGGUCAUAGGAUGGGUGAAAGACGGUCAAGGAUACUUGAAGGAUCGUUUUGCAGCUGAGAGGGCGCAACCGGCGAUUGAUAAAAUCCAAAACGUCAAACUGUUGUCGUUUAGUGAAGCAGACGGGAUGACGACGCUGGAAUUCAAGAGAGACCUCGACGCCUGCGAGCCGAGAGACAGAAGCAUUGAGGAAGGAACUACUCGAGUCAUCUUUUCCUACAACCCCAAUGACCCCGAUUCACAGACCUCACUAGCCAAGCACACAGUCGCUACAAGAGUCAGCAUCAAUCUACUGAGCGGAACCAGAAACGUCAAACCUGCACCUCUAGAAGCCAACCACAAGACAGUCGACGUUCUAAAUCGAAAAGUGUCUGUGCCUGCUCGGCCCACGACCUACUGGUGCACUCCAUUCAAGCUGCCUCAACUGCAGAAUGAAGCUCAUAUAAUAAGAUUUGCACCAGUGGUGCAAGCAGGACACGAAGAGCUGGUGCAUCACAUAUUGAUAUACAAGUGUCACGAUGGAGUCGAUUCUUACCUAACUAUGUCAUGGGAUUGCGACAAUCCACCCAACUUUAUACCAGAAAGUAUUCAAGAAUGUCGUGAAUCGGCUCAAAUUGCAGCAUGGGCUGUGGGAGGCGCGGGUGUCACCUUCCCAUCACAUGUUGGACUCCCUAUGAGUGGUCAGACUGGCGCCCAAUAUGUUAUGAUGGAAACUCAUUAUAACAACGAGAAAAGUGGAGCAGAUUAUGUGGACAGCUCUGGUAUACGAAUCUACUACACUCCUACUAAACGGCAGUACGACGGAGCAGUCCUGCAAUUUGGUCAUGCUUUCGGUCAAGGCUAUAAUCUCUUCCUGCCACCUCGAAAAGACAACAUCCUAACGGAGACUCUCUGUCCUGCAGCCUGCACGCGAGCUAGCUUUCCUUCAAAGGGAGUGAACGUGUUUGGCACAAUGCUGCAUUCACAUACUGUCGGAAAGGGCAUUUGGAUUGAGCACAGUCGCAAUGGCGUCCAACUUCCUAACAUAGACAGCAACUACAAUUACGACUUUAAUUUUCAGGAUGUAGUGUUGCUGAGCAACGAAGUGAAAAUCCUGCCUGGAGAUGACGUUCAGGUGUUCUGUGAUUACGACACGACCAGCAGACAACACGUGACUCUCGGUGGAGAAGGUGCUACGGACGAGAUGUGUCUUGCUUUCCUAUUGGUCUACCCCAGGCCAAGCCUCGCCUGCUGCGUGAGCCAAAUUCCAACUCAAACGUUUAUCUAUUACAUCAUACAAGCUGAGCUGAAGGGUUAUUAUGUAGAUGUCACAAAUAAAUCAGCAGACGACAGGACACGAUUCAAUCAGCGCAUUCAGGCCCUCCACAAUAUGAAAUUCGGCAGUGACGACGAGUAUACGCUUUGGGACCAACAAUACUGGUCUGCUAGGCAAAGAGAAGUCAUUUGUAGAGAUCAAAGUCAUAACAACUUAGUAAUACUAGAUGGCCAGUCUGCUCAAUAUUAUGACCUGCCUACCAUCAAGCGGGUUCUAACCGAUGCUCCAACCUUUGGAACACCAAAACCUUGCGAAAGUAUCGUCGAGGCGCCUAGACCUCCAACCGGCUCGGCUCUGGACUCGAUCUGCGACUCGUUGUGGAUUGCUUUCUCGUCUUUCGUGGCGAUAACGAUGGACUAUUAGAAAGAAAGGAAAGAACGAACUGCCAAGACUGCUAAUGAACAACAAACUCUUAAUUCCUUAGUCAGUAUGUCGUAUGCAGCUUGCCAUUGUUCUGUUUGUAAUGGUAGCUAAUAUUUUUUACUUACUCAAUGGACAUAAUAUGAUCGCUCACUGCAUCUC
Messenger RNA from Corticium candelabrum, 2183 nucleotides. Its product is annotated as DBH-like monooxygenase protein 1 homolog. The transcript is spliced from 14 exons. Gene Ontology annotation, biological process: octopamine biosynthetic process; dopamine catabolic process; norepinephrine biosynthetic process. Gene Ontology annotation, cellular component: secretory granule membrane. The coding region runs from base 111 to 2024 and encodes 637 amino acids. Gene Ontology annotation, molecular function: dopamine beta-monooxygenase activity; copper ion binding. Lineage: Eukaryota; Metazoa; Porifera; Homoscleromorpha; Homosclerophorida; Plakinidae. The record is from RefSeq and is a predicted model, not a curated record.